AUUGAAUUAGAGGCAAAUUUGAUGUGUGCGCUCCUGUGCCGGCCGUAUGAUAUUUCAAAUACUUGUGUAGGUACAAUAAUUUUGAUGCGAACAUCUGCAAGCAUUGCUGACGCUUGUCUAUCCUAUGAACAAUUGGCACCCUGUUUUAAGGAUAGUCACAUAUGUUACUAGUCUGCGUGGAUGACUUACAUAUUCUUUACAAGCUUGUAUUGAAUUUUUAUCCCCCAUACCUAACAAUAUUCAUUUGAUACAGUUUAAAGUUUUGGUAUAUUUGGUAAAUUAGAUUUUAUUUGAUAUACAUAAGGAUCCAACAUUUUCGACAAUGGAUAAAGAAAAGACGAACACCUUUAAAACCUCAACUCAAAUGGAUUCCUUAGAAAAAUUAGCAGUUUCUCUUCCGUCGGCGGCUUUCGGCUUAGUUCCAUGUAGUGAAAAUAGGGACUUCGAUACACGUCUUUUAAAUAAGUUUCAAUCGGGAAGGAAGGGGUUUGGUUUGGUUAAGUCGUCACGUACUCUCUCGGAACCCACUAUACCAACAUCUAAAUCAUUGAAAAGUAUGACAACAUCCAAUUUCGUUUCUCCUACGUUUGCAAGGUAUAUGCCUUACUUUUUGUCAUCUCUCAGCGGUGAUUCAAGCUCGUCGACAACAAUGUCUUCUAUCUCUGUGUCGAAUUUAAGUGAUGAAUCCAGUAGUGUGAGACUUCCAUUGUCUCCAAGUCAACUGUCCUUACCAGAACCUCCAGAUGGAGGUUGGGGUUGGGUUGUUGUAAUCGCCACGUUUUUUGUACACAUGAUAACCGACGGGGUAAUAGUAUCGUUUGGCGUUUUUAUUGAAUCUCUCGUUGAGGAAUUCCAAGAUUCAAUGAGUGCUACUUCGUGGAUCGGGUCAUUUUCGUAUGGUAUUCCUGCACUCGCCGCCCCUUUGUCUUCGUUUCUGCUUAAUCGCUUUGGAUGUCGAGUGACGUGCAUGGUUGGUGGGCUGAUAAGCGGUCUAGGAUGUUUUGCUGGCGCCUUCACUAAUUCUAUAAUAUCGCUGGUCUUUUCGUUUGGCAUUUUAUCUGGUCUGGGUGCAAGUUUGUGCAUCACAUCAGCUCUUGUUGUUGUUUCUAUGUAUUUUGAUAACAGACGAGCUACUGCCACUGGAUUGUCCAUAGCAGGCACAGGUGUCGGUGCGCUUGUAUUUGCUCCAAUGGUAGACAUGCUACUGAAUAUUUAUACGUGGCGAGGGGCUAUGAUGAUACUGUCUGGGUUUUUCCUAAAUAUGAUAGUAUGUGGUGCUCUAAUGCGUCCUGUUGAAACUGACGUCGAAAAACGACAUAGACAACGUCUUGCUUGGUUGGAACACCUAGCUCGCGAGUCGGGCUUACCACCUUUUGAAAGUGCAGACUACUUGGAUAAGGAUGUGCUUGGUCGUAUAAAGUUGCUACGUGACCAUAUGUUAGCUCCUCGCAGAGUUACAUUGAGCUAUUUACACUCAACAAAUGAAAUCAAUAACAAGUUGAUUUCAUCUACUAGUUGUUUCAAAGUUCUGGAAAACAAGACGAAUUUAUCUAAAGAUAUUCUCCAAAUCCCCCCGAUCCACUCCAAAUCACAACCACUAAAUAAGAAAGCGCUACAAACCCAGGAUCAGGAUGUAUGGAAAGACGGUGCAUCCACAUUAAAAUCUCGAAAUGUGUCAGGGAACAAGAAAGUGUGUAGCUUCAUGCUCCAAUGUCCGGAAGUUAGGUCCGAUGUAGUUUCGUUCUCACCUUUAUUUCCUAUUGAGGAUUUUGAUUGUGGUGUACAAGAUAAAAGCCAUGAGGCAAAUAAUAAAUGUGAAAUUUAUAAUACUAACGGAAGUCUUAAAUCGUUCAAGAACUUUAUUCAUUAUAACCAUGAAGACACUGUUUGUCCUAAGAAGGAUGAAGCAUGCGUUUUAAAUCAUUUUUGUCAAGACAAUCAGACGUAUAUGCGCGGUGAUUGCUGUGAAACCAGUUCCCUCAAUUUUACACAUAAUACCUCGCAGAGUUAUAAUCAGAAAGACAUUCUUCGAGGUUCUUCAUCUAGUUUACUUGAGUAUUAUCGCUCUACACAUCAGAGUUCAGUGAGUCUACCGGAUCUUCAUCAUCUCAGAAGGGUGUACAAAACCGACACUUCUAGUGAAUCUGGUGUGUCAUCUCAAUGUUCGCUGAGGUACAAUUGUAGUUGUUUGGCGAAUAAAAAGUCAGGAUUAAAGUCGAUGGAUGGAGAUGAAAAAUGUCAGGAUAGGGGAAUAUAUUGUUGUAACUUCUGUACAGAAAUGUGUGCCGACAAACAUGAUAUUCUUCACCGUCUUUUUGAUCUGCGACUGUUUAGAAGACCUACCUUCGUUUUGUUUAUGGUUUCAAAUUUCUUACUCUACUUCUGGUACAAUGUUACAUAUUUUUUUAUGGGUGUGCGUGCUAUCAAUUAUGGUCUUAGUGAAACACUUGCAGCCCUUUUGUUUUCUGUUCUUGGUGGUGCUAACAUGGUUGGUGAGGUUUUAGCUGGAUUUUUGGCUGACCGUGAUGGCGUCGAUUCUCUGACUCUAUAUUUCUUCAUGAUUCUUGCAUGUGGUGUGUCAACGUGUUUGAUGCCGUUACUUACUACGUUUAUGUCCAUGGCAGUUUAUUCUAGCGUGUUUGGUAUGGGAUUGGCCGCUAAUGAUGCUCUGUGCACUGUUCUGUUGGUAGAAUUUGUUGGACUCCAUCGCCUUACCAAUGGUCUUGGAAUUUGUUUUUUUUGUCAGGGUGUCGCCAAUAUUUUGGGACCGCCUCUUAUUGUUGAUAGAAGUUUCGUGUAAGUUCAAUUAUUUUUUUUAUUCGACGUGAAAAUACUUUUUGUUUGUAAAUGCUAAAUAUUGUUGUAAACACUUUUGUACUAUUUUUCAGUAAGUUGGAUUCUGUGUGAUUAAUUUGUGAAGUUUAAUGUGUCUGAUUAUCACAUUUUAUUUUUAAAUGCAUCGUUGAAGUUAGUGGAUCGGAUUAAAUAAAUAAUAAUUUAAAAAGAGUGGAAUAACGUCAUUAAUAUAAACUCCUCUUUAAUCGUUUUCACGUAUCGUACUUAAUUGUGUACUGGUAGCAGGUGGUUAACGGUAAAUGUUUCAAAUGUCUUUAUAUCAUCCCCAAUUCACUCAACUCAAGGGUUCUUUUUUGUUUGGGAAAAUCCUCAUAUGAUAUGAUAAACACAGUAGAUAAAAGUAUCUUAAAUCUGUCAUAUGAUUAUUACUUAAGGGACUAGGUGAAAUACUGUCCUGAAUAUCUACAGUGUUGUUUAUUAUCAUUAGAAAUGUUUUACGUAUUGUAUUGUCACUUUAACUUCACAAACGGGUACAAGGAGUGGAAUAGGUUCAGAUAGUCUCGUUGGCUAACUGCUCAUUUAUCAAAGUACAAUAAUUUCUCAAAUUUGAAUUUCAGGAUAUGGUUGGUGAUACGUUCACACUGACCAUCCUACAAACGUCCAAAAAUUAUUUUUCAGUUUAAGUUCACAAAAGCUUAAUUAAAAAUUUUCAUGACUUAUGCUUAGUAAAUACUAUAUAUGCAUUUUUGCUAGUUUGUAAAGCUUUGAAUCAUCUUCCACCAGGUGGUACAUAUCCUUUUUCGGAAUUGUGUUUUUACACUGAGCUAAUAAAAAAUUUGUCUAUUAAAACUUGCCGAUUUAUCGUGUUCUAUUAUUUUUCGCUGUUUAAUGGUUUUUGAUUGCUCAUUUGCGUGGUGUUCACUUCUUUAUAUAACACCUUUCUAACCAAUUCUUGUUUUUAGUUUGAAUUGACAAUUUUUCACUUGUUCCAAUAAUCUCUCUUUCUCUUCAUUAAUUACCUAAACCUGUAGGAUAAAUCUUAAUCUAGUUGUCGAGCCUGAAAUUAGUUAACUUUACAGAAAGCUAUUAUCACUCAGUGUGUUUGUUUUUUUCUCAAAGCUUGAACUAAUCAAAAUGAAAACGUUGCUUCCAAUUCCUAUUUUGCUUAUGAAUAUUUGUUAAAAAAUUUCGCAAAAUCAAAUAGUAUUGGGUUUUUAUUUCGGCAUUUUGUUUUUCAAACUCGUGAAAUUCUUCUAACUGAUUUUAUGACUAGUCGCUUAGUGAAGUACACAAAUUCUUAAUUAAGUUUACUAUACUAUGGUAAAAAUAAGAACAUUAUUUUCAUGUGUGGUUAAGAUCUUAUUCAAACUCAACCCUGUGGGUAAUCGAUUCUGAGAUACAAAUUCAUUAGAGAUGAAAGAUUUAGCCCAACUAUGCUUGUUUAGUUCUAUGCAAUCGAGUAAUAUUGAGGUUAUGAAUGAUAAUGCGAAAUGCUUGAAUAGUGACUUGUUUCCUUUCAUUUACUAUUUUUCUUUUCCUGUACUAUCAGGUUAUAUAAUUGAUCUAACUCAGUCACAUGAUCCAGCUUUCAUUAUUUCUGGUUUGGGUAUGGUUUUGGCAGCAUUUUCAGUUGUUCCUAUUAUUAUACAGCAUUUUCGAAGAAGGCGUGCUCGCCGAUUACGUCGUUUACAACAAAAUUGUUCUGAAAUUGUAUUAGAAGCUCAAACGUAACAACGAUAAUACUACUAUUACUACUACUAAUAAUAAUAAUGGUUUUUCUAUGAUUCAUCACAAUGACCACUACCUUAAAAGACGAUGUAAUAUUAUCUUGCUCAGAUUUUAUUAAUAGUUUUUUUUCCAACUAAUUCGUUAUAUUUUGUUUCCUCUCUUUUCUCCUUGGAUUGUAUCUUAGAUGUUUUGAAUGUUUAUUUCAGACUUGGUCCUGUCUUUUUCUUUGAGAUUACUUUUGAAAUCUACUGCUAUUAUUAUUAUUAUUUUUCGAAAUAAACAUUGGUUUCACUCAUCAAUACAGUCCAUAAUGGCUGGUUUGAUUUUUAUUCGUUAAAAUUUAUACACAAAUUUGUUAAUUAACUAUCUGUUUAUCCAUUUUUGUUUGAAUCCGACAGUUUUAUGUGUUGUACACCAAUUCAAAAAAGUGCAUUAGUCAUAAAGAUUAUUCUUUAUUUUAUUCAACAAAAUAAUUAUAGCAUUUUACUCUGCUUAUAGAAGUUCAAAUUACAGUUACUUUCUUUUUAAACGAAAAUCAAAUACACAUACACAAAGAACUUUACAUUCCACUCAGAAAUAGAGUAUUGUUUAUGAAUAUCAUUACUCAACUGCAAGCUCUUUUCGCUCCAUUGUAAGUGUGAUUCGUAUUGGCAUUCUCUCUUCUGAAAACACCUAUCGUUUUGUUUCUGUUGUUAUUUACAUGUUUACUUUCCUUAUAUUAAUCUCAGCCUGUUUGUAUACUUUACUUUGUAUCUUCUAUCUCUUCAUUAAACUUCUAUAAACACUAGACAUAAUGGUGUAACUUAUUAUUUUCAGUGAAUGUCAAUUCAGUGAGGGACAAAUGGUGCUUUCAUGACUCAAAUCUUUCUAUUGGUUACGGCUUAUUAUUAAUACAAUCGCAACCAGUACAGCUGCUUUGAUUAUUACUAUUAGCAAUUAUAAUAAUCGUUACAGCUGUUAAUAUCAUUCUUCUUAUUGGUAUAUUAAUAUUGUUGUCAUCAUUACUAUUAUUAUUUUUGUGGAACUUUAUUAGUAUUUAGAUUCACAGAUAAUGUCACACUAUUUUCAUACUUUACGCAUUCAAACAUAGUUAUUUUGUAUGUGGAUGUGAAAAACAGGAAUUUAUUAUUAUAGCCGGUUUUGUUUCCUAUAUUCUUUCUUCAUCUUCUGAGAGAGAUAUUCUUAUUCAAUGUACAUUUUCAAUUGUUUGUUCACCACAUAAAUAAGUUUAUUUUUCUUCAUAGGUAGCAAAACAUUCGAUAAACACUGUAGACAAGUAAAUCUUUUCUUUUAUAUAUAUAUGCUAAUGUUAUAUGAUUUUAUCAUUACGCAUUCAAAUAAUAAGUAAAAGUUGUAUUUAACAGGGAAUGUAGAUGUUUGUUUGUUUUAUGUCAACCAAUACGAAAAUUAUUGUGGAUGAAAGAAUAGAAAUGAACAUUCUCUUAGUGUAUAUCAAUUUUUACAGUUGACUGUACUUUGGCAAAUACCCAAAUAUAAUUUUGAUGAAACGGAUUCUUAAUAAACUUUACUAAAUC
Schistosoma bovis is the source of this 6059-nucleotide messenger RNA. The record is from the annotation of a GenBank genome assembly. NCBI's taxonomy places the organism in Eukaryota, Metazoa, Platyhelminthes, Trematoda, Strigeidida, Schistosomatidae.